UGUCCAAGUCCUCGAAAGUUCAUCCCCAUGGAAUAUCAUAAUAAAGCCUAAAGGCGCAUUCACACAAAAAUCCUCAAUUGAACUAAAUUGCUCCACGUUUUUGGCAUUUGGCGCUAUGAUAAAUAUUUUUGAACAGAAUGGUUCGGCAUAAUAACCAACUACCGGAUAAUCUUCCACAAUUACAGAAUUUAAUUAAACGUGAUCCUGAAUCGUACAAAGAAGAAUUUCUUCAACAACAUAAUCACUUUAAAUCCUUCUUGGAAGUAUUUCGAUUGAAUCCCGAGAAAUUCGAUAAAGAUCUUGAUGUUGUGUCUAUGUUUCUUGCCCAGGUGGCCCAUUGUUAUCCAGAUGUUCUCGUCACAUUUCCUCAGGAUAUUAUCGAUACACUCGAGAAGCACAACACAGUUCUUCACAAUGACAUGCGAAUGACAUUUUGCAAGGCGUUAAUUUUAAUUCGCAAUAAAGGACUUUUGGAGCCAACGGUGUUAUUGAAUUUAUUCUUCAAUCUCCUCCGUUGUCAGGAUAAAGUUUUACGGGAAUUUCUACAGACGCACAUUAUCACCGACAUUAAGAAUAUCAAUGCAAAACAUAAGAAUGCAAAAAUUAAUACUGUUUUGCAAAAUUUUAUGUUCACGAUGCUUAAGGAUGCAAACGAUCGUGCGGCACGAAUGUCAUUGGACAUUAUGAUUGAAUUGUACAAGAAAAAUGUUUGGAAUGAUGCAAAGACUGUGAAUGUCAUUGCCACGGGUUGUUUUUCGAAAAUUGUGAAAAUAAUGGCAAUUAGUUUGAGAUUUUUCCUCGGCACCGAUCCAGAUGAAAAGGAAAGCGAUGAGAGUGACAGUGACGAUGAGCCGAAUGUCAAGGAAGUUAUGCUCGCCAAUAAAGUUAAUAAGAAGACGAAAAAACGAGAUAAACAGCUGAAGAAGGCGAAACAACUUUAUGUGAAAUCAAAAAAGAAGAAAUCAAAGGCCCCGCAAUUUAAUUUCUCGGCGCUUCAUUUAAUUCACGAUCCACAAGGUUUUGCGGAAAAAUUAUUCAAACAAUUACAGAGAAACAAUGAUCGAAGGGAAAUUAAAGUCAUGACACUUGACGUUAUAUCGAGAUUAAUUGGUCUACACGAUUUAUUUCUAUUAAAUUUUUAUCCAUUCGUGCAAAAAUAUCUACAUCCUCAUAUCCCAGAUGUCACGAAAAUGUUACAAUUUGUCGCACAAGCGUCACAUGAAUUAGUGCCACCAGAUGUUUUAGAACCGGUUCUAAAAACUUUGGUUAAUAAUUUUGUAACUGAACGAAAUUCUGGUGAUGUCAUGGCCAUUGGAUUGAAUGCAGUGAGGGAAAUUUGCGCGCGAUGUCCGCUGGUUAUGACGGAGGAUCUUCUUCGAGAUUUGUCACAAUAUAAAAACUAUCGUGAACGGAGUGUAAUGAUGGCUGCUCGUUCACUCAUAGCGUUAUUCAGAAGUACAAUGCCAGAUUUACUCAACAAAAAAGACAGAGGUCGUCCAACGGAGGCGACAAUGUUCCUGGAGUCACUUCAAUACGGCAAAGUCAAUGCCAAAACAUUUAUACCUGGUGCUGAAGUUUUACUUGAUAAAUCAACCGAGGAUUUUGAAAUUGACAGCGACGAUAGUGACGAGGACGACGAAUGGAUUGACGUAAAUCACAGUGAUGAUGAAAAUACUACAAAAAAUAGUAUUGAGGCAGGGGAUGAGGAGAACAGUGAAAGUGAGGGCGAAGAUGAUGAAGAGGACGAAGAAGACGAAGAAAUUGAUGACGAAGAAGAAGAAGAAGAAGAUGACGAAGAGAUUGAUGGUGAAGAAGUAGACGAGGAAAAUGAUAAUGAUGAUACUGAUAACAAAGAAGAGAACGAGAAAAAAUCGAAAAUUAAAAUAAAAAAUAUGAAAAAGUCGAAAAAAUGUAAAACUGAAGAAGAAAAUGAUUCUUCAAUGAAUAUCGAGGGUGAUAUUGAAGAAAUGGACGAUUCCAUGUCACAAAAGACAAUAAGAAGUAAUCGUGGUAAGAAAAAGACUUAUGCGACGAAAUUGGAGCGAAAAAAGAGGAAAAUUGCAAUGCUCGCGAAGAAUAGAGAGCAAAAGAAAACUGAGUAUACUGCCGAGAAAAAAGAAAAGGCGUCGCAAAUUUCCGUCGAGAGAAUUUUAACUGAUGAAGAUUUUAAGAGAAUUGAUAUGGCUUUAGUCAAACAGCAAGUAACGCACGCUAAACGUGGAGUGAAACGACCGCACGAUGAAGAUCGUGGCGAACUGGUGAAACUCGGAGAUAUUGAAAAUAUCUAUAAGAAAAAGAGGCAUGACAAGGCAGCUCGACAGGAAACUGUUCGGAAAGGACAAGAAGGACGAGAAAAAUUCGGCUACAAGGAUGGAAGGCAGAAUCCAUUGUGCAGUAAAACAAAUCGCGAGAGAAAUAAAAAGAAAGCUUAUCAAAUGAUAAAAUUCAAAGUUAAAGGAAAAGGAAAGCGUUCCUUUAAAGACAAGCAAAUUGCUCUUAGAAAUCAUUUAACUACUUUAAGAAAGAUGAAGUAAAUUCAUCGAAGAUUUUUAUAUUUCAAGAAAAUAAAUAUUUAUCAUAGUAA
Molecule: messenger RNA, 2584 nt
Organism: Leptopilina heterotoma
Lineage: Eukaryota; Metazoa; Arthropoda; Insecta; Hymenoptera; Figitidae
Gene: Mys45A
Product: protein SDA1 homolog
Exons: 10
Coding region: 138-2534 (798 amino acids)
Biological process (GO): ribosomal large subunit export from nucleus; ribosomal large subunit biogenesis
Cellular component (GO): nucleolus
Source: RefSeq, a predicted model, not a curated record